AUGGCGGUGUUCACAAGAAUCAAAAAAGAACGACCGGAGGAUUUGAGCAAAAUCGUACCAAUCCCAGGAGAUAUCGCUGCACCUGAUCUGGACAUCAAAGCGGAGGAUGAGGCUAUCUUGAUUAAUGAAAGAAGAGAAGAGAAGACAGAAGGCAACCUGGGCCCCGACGUUUCACCAUGUGUAUUCUGUCCCAUGAUGAUCGGGGGCGAUACCAUCCUCAUAUCUAGCACACGUUUUUGGUUCACAUUUCCAACUAUGUACACUAAUACCGAUAAAACAGUGGUCGAAGAGAUUGUAUACCCUCCCCCCAAAGAUCUGGGGGAGGUGUACAAAUUCGCCAGGAACUACGGAGAUGAUGCGGAAAAGGUUUCUAAGAUGAUAGAGGGACGACCCAACACCUACACAUUCACGAAGGCGCUCACCGAGACCAUGAUAUCAGAGAAACGUGGUGAUCUCCCAGUGGUCAUCGUGCGACCUUCCAUAGUAACACCAUCAAUCAAAGAGCCGUUCCCAGGCUGGCUGGACAACUGGUACGGCGCCACCAGUUCUCUCACAGUCAUAGCUAAGGGCAUCUGUAGGGGUGUCGUCGGAAACAGACGCAACAUACUGGAUCUUAUACCAGUGGACUACGUGUCAAACCUCACUUUGAUAUCAGCUGCUAAGUGUAAUAGCAAAGGUCAGCUCACUGUGCUAAAUAGCUGCACAAGCCAUGUCAACCCGAUUACAUGUGGAGAACUUGUGAAGCUUUACACACAACAGAGCGUAAAGGAAAGAUUUUACAGUCUGCCGUUUCCUGGAGUAAUUCUGAUGACGAAAUACAAAUGGAUAUUAAGAGUAAUAUCUUUUAAUAUGAAGACAGUAGCUUUCGUUGUGGACCUCGUUCUACGUAUUAUCGGAAGGAAACCUAAAUACGUAAAGUUAAUAAAAAUGUCAGACUACGCUCGCGAUUUAGUUGAGUAUUUCACGUCUCACUCCUGGGUCUUCAAGUGCGACGAAGUCCGCGCCCUCUACGCCUCCCUGAGCCUUCAAGAUCAAAAGACUUUCCCCUGUGAUCCAUCACACAUCGUCUGGAACCAAUACAUACCGUUAUAUUUUAAUAGUGUUAAAAAACACUUACUUGAUACGCAGAAAAGGUUUUAAUUCUCAAAAUCCGAAUGUAAUAUUUUAGUUGGUUAGAUUGGUUAAUCAGUUUUAUGGCUUAUGAUAAAAAUAUGGUGCUACAACGUGGUAAAAGAAUGCCGUCCCCGGCUCCGCAUUCUCGCGGAUGCGCCUAAUUACAUAAAUAACCAACAAAGGCUGCAAGCGUUACCUACACAUACUGGAUUUGCUCGUUCUGAAGCCGCUUGUCUUCCGUUUCGUGCCCUUCAACUCCGAAGAAAAUUUACCCAGAACUUGCGGGAAGGCGAGGCGAAGUUACAUGGUUAUAGGCGAGGGCUUUAACUACAUCCACGCCCUCGUGUCUCCUCAUUAGCUCCUAGAGAAUGUGGAUCGGGCAUUAUGGUCAACACACGUGAAUGCAGUACAGUCGCUUCGAUGAAAAUUCGCGUUGUUAUCGCGCAACCGUCUUCUGACUCCUCCGUUGUAAUUUAACAACAAUGAAAUAUAUUGUGAUGAUUCUGAAUAUCGUAUGUAAUAAUUUUGGGAUAUGAAUGUUUUAGUUUAUUAGUCACAACAAAACGGCAUAAUAUGCCAUUAAUCAUAGUGGACCGAGAUAUAAAAUAAGUAUUAUAGUUAUAAAUUAGUUUUAAGUGGUGAAUAUGUAAAAAUAUGUUUAGUUAGGUACUCGUUUUACCCAUGGCGACGAAGCGAUGUGCCGCGCGAAUCGUAUCGAGAUAUCACCGCGUGAACUCUGGCAACAAGUCUGCGCGUGGUCUUAAAUAUUGCCAUUACUGGGAAUAAACUAAUGUCCAAGGAUAAAUAAAAAAAAUAUUAUCGAAAUGAUUCCCAAAUAAAGCAACAACAGACGUAAUUGUCAAAAAAAGUGUUAUUUUUCUACUCGACAGAUUUUUUUUUAUUUAUUAAUUAAAAAAAAUAUUAUCAUUUAGUUUACAAUUAACAUGUUUUAUCUGCAAGUCAUUCCAAUUUUUCUUUCGCCAACUAGAAUUGAAAUCUUCUCAUUUUCCUGACGCCUCAUUUGUGAGUGCGCAUCGAUGCGUUUGGGGUUUCGGGUCCACCAAGCGUUUGGGGUCGAAAUACCACCAUAUGUAUGUCUCAUUAUUAUAUUUGUAAAUAUUACAAACUAAGACUGCACCUUUUGUGAACACCGAGAAAUGAAAUAUAGUUUUUGUUUUUUAUUUA
Messenger RNA from Manduca sexta (tobacco hornworm), 2298 nucleotides. Its product is annotated as putative fatty acyl-CoA reductase CG5065. Gene Ontology annotation, cellular component: peroxisome. The record is from RefSeq and is a predicted model, not a curated record. NCBI's taxonomy places the organism in Eukaryota, Metazoa, Arthropoda, Insecta, Lepidoptera, Sphingidae. The transcript has 9 exons. The coding region runs from base 1 to 1140 and encodes 379 amino acids. Gene Ontology annotation, biological process: long-chain fatty-acyl-CoA metabolic process. Gene Ontology annotation, molecular function: alcohol-forming very long-chain fatty acyl-CoA reductase (NADP+) activity.